Ruditapes philippinarum (Manila clam) is the source of this 3580-nucleotide messenger RNA. Its product is annotated as geranylgeranyl transferase type-2 subunit beta-like. Gene Ontology annotation, cellular component: Rab-protein geranylgeranyltransferase complex. Gene Ontology annotation, biological process: protein geranylgeranylation. The coding region runs from base 89 to 1081 and encodes 330 amino acids. Gene Ontology annotation, molecular function: Rab geranylgeranyltransferase activity. The record is from RefSeq and is a predicted model, not a curated record. NCBI's taxonomy places the organism in Eukaryota, Metazoa, Mollusca, Bivalvia, Venerida, Veneridae. The transcript has 9 exons.
UUAUCUUUACAUCAGCUAGACGCUUUCAUAUCUGACCAGAGCGUCUAUAUGUUAUUUGUUAAAGUGUUAUUUUCUCGUUUAUUUAGUGAUGGGAACACCAAUAAAGGAUGUUGUUAUAUCAGAAAAUGCACCUAAAACACUGAUGUUACAGAAACAUGCUGAUUAUAUUGCAGCAUAUAGCUCGAAAAAGGAGGAUUAUGAGUACUGUAUGACAGAGUAUCUACGGGUUAGUGGUAUGUACUGGGGAUUGACGGCCAUGGAUUUGAUGGGACAGCUUUCACGCAUGAAUAAAGAUGAGGUGGUAGAAUUUGUACAGCAGUGUCAACAUGAAUGUGGUGGUAUUGGUGCUAGUGUGGGGCAUGAUCCUCAUUUACUUUAUACCCUAAGUGCCGUUCAGAUAUUGACACUGUAUGAUUGCCAGAAUUGUAUUAAUGUGGACAAGGUUGUAGAUUUUGUAAAAAAUUUGCAACAAGAUGACGGCAGUUUUUUCGGAGAUAAGUGGGGUGAAGUUGACACAAGAUUUUCGUUUUGCGCAGUGGCUUGCCUGGCCCUUUUGGGACGUCUUGAUGAGAUUAACACAGACAAGGCUGUGGAGUUUGUCUUGUCGUGUAUGAACUUUGAUGGAGGGUUUGGUUGCCGGCCAGGGUCGGAAUCUCACUCUGGACAGAUUUACUGUUGUGUUGGAAUGCUAGCUAUACUUGGAAGGUUACACAAUGUAAAUGCUGAUAUGUUAGGUUGGUGGCUUUGUGAGAGGCAACUUCCAUCUGGUGGACUAAAUGGUAGACCAGAAAAGUUACCUGAUGUAUGCUAUUCAUGGUGGGUGUUGUCAUCUUUGAAAAUAAUUGGCAAAUUACACUGGAUCAAUAAGGAAAAGUUGGUGAAGUUCAUGCUGGCAUGCCAAGACGAGGAGACGGGAGGGUUUGCAGACAGACCAGGAGAUAUGGUUGAUCCAUUCCACACAUUGUUUGGUUUAACAGGACUUUCAUUAAUGGGGGAGGAAUCAAUCAAACCUGUGAAUCCAGUUUUCUGUAUGCCAGAGGAGGUGAUUAGAAGAGCUGGUAUAAAAAUGGAGCUAUUGUGAUAGGGAGAUAAAUAGAAGAGCUCAGAAUAGAAAUUAACCAUUUCUGAUGGGGGUGAUUAAAAGAAGAUCUGUGCUUUGCUUUGAAUCCUGUGUGAAAAGAUUUGAAGAGAAAAGCAAAUGGAAUUUUAUUGCUUUGUGGCAAUCCUUAAUUGUAUAAAAGGCUUUAACAAUACUUAAUUGUACAAAAGGCUGUAAAAGCAACUUCAACUGUGAUAGAAAUUAUUACUGCUUCAACACCAGAUGGUUUGUUCAGUUGUGCCAUUUGUCAAGUACAUUUAUAACACUGUAAAAUGAUGCAAGUGGGUUUUUUAAGCUUACCUGUGCACAAGGUGCUUUAGUGAUAAUGUGAUGUUCGUUUAGUGUCAUUCAUGAUAUAAUUUCUUAAGGCAACAAUUCCAUAACAACAUACAUGUAAUUGAUUUUUACCAAAAUUCACAUAAAAGGUCCUUCUACAAAAGUUAGAUGAAUGGAUCCACUGCCAUGCAUAAUUAUGCUAUUAAACUAGACAUAAAAAAAGAAAUAUUUAAAAUUCUUCUCAGAAACUACAGGCACCUAGAGCUUAGAUGUUUAGCAUUUAAGCAUCAUCAUUGUACAGUUCUAUACAAUAGUUAUACAAAUUUAGACCCUAGGGUCAAGAUUGGUCUUGCCCUAGGGUUUUCUUAAGUUUACAAAUACUUUAUAGGCAAACAAUCUUCUAGUGUGAAACUACAUGGUCUAGAGCUUCUGCUGCAUAUAGCUCGAUAUCUACAGAGGUUUUUAGGCCAAACAAUAGGGUAGCAGAACUCUCAACUACAUAGAAUUCAGAACACAUUGAUUUGUUUCUGUGCUUAAAUUUGACAGUUAUAUCCCAAGCGCUGGUAAUAAGUCACUUUUUGUAUGUUGUUAACGAUGCUUUGGAGGGUUCCAAAAGGUGUUUAAGGAUAAAUUUUAUAAAUAUAUUAUUUGGGAGGCAAUUUAUUUGUGACCCUGCAGUUAAUAUUAUAAAAAUAUCUUUAGAGCCAGUCAAACAUUUACAAAAACUUGAUCAGGAGAAGAUAAAAGAAUUUAACAAAGAAUCCAUGAUUUCACUUCCAUUGUUCAGUAAAAGGAUUUAACGGUCCACAUUUGAUACAUUUUUGCCCUAGCACCGGACAGUCACUUGGAAUAUAAUUUAUUUCCACAUCAGUGGGAUUUUUUUUCUUUGUUCAAAUUGUUGUUUUGUUGAUCCGUCACAGUGGCUGCUGAAAUGUCAGCUUUCUGUCUCUUUGAUGUGCAUUUUGGUCAGUUAUUCCAUUUUCUUAUCCUUGGUGUUGCUGUUGAUUUAUGACAUCAUGUUGAUUUAUGACAUCAUGUUGAUUUAUGACAUCAUGUUGAUUUAUGACAUCAUGUUGUAAAGUCUGUAGCAAGCUUGUGCUGGAGACUGACUGAGUUUGUAUGUUUGAUCAACAUUUACGCAUAUUUCAAGUGUUGAUCUGAGCCUUUCACAACCAGUUUUUCUCUGACCUUAUUCCAAAGACAAUAUUGUCGCUAAUAAAAUAUUGUUGCAUAUCCACUGGAUUAUCACUGUCCUUAUUCUGUAACAAGCUGUUCAAAUGGUUCAUUUUCUUAUUGUGAACUUAAUUUGAAAAAAUAUCUGUUAUAAAUGAUGUUUGUUUUAAGUGUGCAAUAUUCUUUGAAUUUAUAAUGUUACUUCAGUUUUUUUCUCUGUUCGUUUGAUAAGUCCAUUUUUGAGUAUACAUGUACAUAUAUCUCUUGUCCCUUUUCACAGACCCAUAAUUUUAUAGAGGUACGGCGAAUUUCUUUGUUUUACUUGCCAUCGGCUUGAAUUUUUUCCAUGUCCUUUAACCACAACAUCUUGUACUGUUUAAAUUCUUUUAAUUCCAGUCCAUACAAGGAAUUUGUUAAUAAUUAUUUUCCAUCAUGCUUGUAGCUUGUCUUAUAAUUUUUUUCUUUUUAAUUCUUUAUAUCUUGUUUAUUUUUUAAUUAUUUAUAUCAACAUUUAAUAGCUUAAAUAAUUUUAUCAUCCUAAAUCUUAGGACACCAUGAUGUUGUAUUAUGGGGCUUUUGAUGUUUGAAGUGCACACUGUGUACAUAUUAAUAAAUAUAAAUAUAUAUAAUAAUAUUGUAAUAUAUAAAUAAGCAUUAUAUGAUGUACAACAGGCCACUGAUUUAGGAGGUUUUUGAAAAAUUGUUUAAAUAUCAACAAAAAAUUAAUCUUAAAUGUUUUGUAUACCUCAUUCAGGAACCUUAAGAAUGUACCAGUUUCCAUUUUCAUACAUAUUUUUUGAAGUUAAUGUAAAGAUUUUCAACUAAACUUUGUAUAGGUGGUGCAAUAUUUAAUAAAAUACUGAAAGAUAAUUAAAAUAUUGCAAAAAAAUGUGAUUUUGUAUAAUAUUAAUCUCUCCAACCAGUAUAGACUUUACCAAAAUACAAAAACAACAUACAAAACAAUCAUAGCUUCAAUAAUGUUGAAACUAUUUAGAAAUUAUAAACCCCCUAUUUGACCCUAUUGCGCUAUAA